GUUACGGUGGCGACAAUGUUUUCCUCUAAAAACGUCUGCAAUCCCAACGUCUUUUUUGUGUCGACCAUUUUUGCAGCGAGUUGCGUUGCUAGAACCGCCAAGAUGCUUAUGCCCAAGAAGAACACGAUCGCCAUCUACGAUCGCCUGUUUCAGGAUGGCGUGAUGGUUGCUGAAAAGGACUUCCAGCUUCAGUCGCACCCCGAACUUGAAGGAGUGCCGAAUCUGCAAGUCAUCAAGGCCUGUCAAUCAUUGAAAUCUCGUAACUAUGUUACCGAGCAAUUUGCGUGGCGCCAUUACUACUGGUAUUUAACGAACGAGGGUACUGUAUUCUUACGGGACUACUUACAUAUCCCGUCGGAGUGUGUGCCGGCAACUCUCUUGAAGAAGGUCAAGGCUGAGGAUACCGGAUCUCGUCGUUCUGCUGGCCCCCGUACUACUGAGGGCAAAGAUGAGCGUGAUGCAUAUCGACAUGCCCCUCAGACGGACGAGAAGAAGGAUGUUGGGGCCGGAGAGGGCGAAUUCCAGUUCCGUGGUGGAUUCGGCCGUGGUAAAACCGCGCAGUAAAUGACUUCAACCGUUGAUGUAUGGCCGUAGUAAUUGUCGUGCUGUGAAAUGCUGAAAUAAAAGUAUGUCACAACCUUUUCAAGGUGUGGCGUAAAAAAGUA
Messenger RNA from Varroa destructor (honeybee mite), 665 nucleotides. It is a transcript of the gene RpS10b, whose product is annotated as Ribosomal protein S10b. The record is from RefSeq and is a predicted model, not a curated record. Gene Ontology annotation, cellular component: cytosolic small ribosomal subunit. Gene Ontology annotation, molecular function: structural constituent of ribosome; RNA binding. Lineage: Eukaryota; Metazoa; Arthropoda; Arachnida; Mesostigmata; Varroidae.